GCCUUCGUCUUCUAUAUCUAUAAAGCGUCUCGUCGUCAGUUCGAUUCCGUUCCUCGACCGAUUAAGACGCUCGCGCGCUGUUUGAAACCGCUGCUCGAAAAAACGCGCAACGUGCAAAUUGAAACGCUACCAUAAACGAUUGAACAUAGUCGUAUCAAACAAAUUGUUUAUUGUUGCUUAAUAAGUUUAUAUUCAUUUGUAUGCUAUCAAAUAAAUAAACAUAGAAGUACAAAAAAUCAACAAAACUAACACAGAAGGCACAAAGUAAAUAAUUAUUGAAAAGACAAAAGCUUGGUGUUAAUUAAAUUCAAAAAAAAAAAACUAUAUGAAAAUUGAGUCAAGAUUGUAAAAUACGCAAGAGUUGACUUCGUGGACAAUCGUAAAAUGUUCAACUAGAAAAUCAUUGGAAAUGGUCAAUCAAGCGUCAACAAUUCAAGGCGGUGGACGUUCCCCGGUGCCAAGUCCACAAUUAUCACAUCGCAAUGUUUUGCACUCCAAUCAAAUUGAUAACGAGAGAACUGGAAGCAUUAGGAGAGCAGCGACACCAUAUGCGACAGUGGCAGCUCCUAGCAGCGAUAUCAUUGGCGAUGUUGUGGGCAACUUUGGCAUCUGGCAGCUGCGAACCAUCCUGAUCAUCUUUCUGUGCAAGAUUCCCGCCGCUUGGUUCAUGGCCUGCAUCAUCUUCACGGCUCCCGAGCUGUAUCCCCGCACGGAGUUCACCUGCGAUACGAGUUACCUCAACAGCAGCUCCAACUACAGUGUCUCGGAUAACCAGUGCCAAGUGUUGGACGAGAUUACGAGCAGCAGCAGCGAAUGCAAGCAAUUCGAGUAUGUGUCCAGCUUCGAUUCACUCAUCAUGCAAUUCAAUCUGGUGUGUCUGAGGGACAUCUUCAUUGCCUGGACACAGUACUGGCAUCUGUUUGGAGUGCUUGUCGGUGGAGUGCUGGGCACCAAGAUGAUGCUGGCCAUUAGUCCGCGUAGCACCUACUGUGUGGGUGCGAUUGCCCAGAUCCUCUGUGGCGUUGUCACUGGAUACGCCCGUGACUUCAGCCUCCACUGCGCCUUCCGUUGUCUCUCGGCAGUGUGUUGUGCCGUCAUGUUCACCGCUGGACAGGCCAUAUUUACCGAUAUAACCGCUGGUAUGCAUCGCAUUGGCGCUAUUAUACUGUACGAUACCUUCUGGUCCAUUGGCGUCAUCGUGCUGCCCACAUUGUCGUCCUUCUUCAACAGCUGGUCACUGAUCUAUGUGGGCAUUACAUUCCCCACAGUUAUGCUGAUUGUCCUGUUGUACUGGACACCAGACUCACCGCGCUGGCUGCUCAGACACGCCUCGGAUCGCCAGGCGAUCGAUAAUGUGGAGCAGAUGGUGCGUGAGGGCGCUGAGAUCAAUGAUCGUUGCUUCAAAAUACCGCCAGACUUCAGGCUGCAACUGGAGCUGCUCAGUGAGAAGCUGAAGGCACAGCCAGCAGCUGCACCCUGGACACAGUUGUGGCAGGGUAAACGAGCCAAGACCCACAUGGUGGCCUCCCACUUGGCAUUGGCGUUCUUUGUCAUCAACUUCAUGGGCAUGCUUCUCAAUAUACGAUCCUUUGGCAGAGAUUAUCUGGUGCCCAAUACCAUAGCUAUGGGUUUCUCAGAGAUAAUUGGAUGCUUUCUGGCGCUGCAUUUCACCCUGAAGCACAACAAAUGGAAGUGGCAAUGUGCUGGCACCUUCAACAUUCUGGCCGGGAUGCUGGGCUGUCUAGGUUGGCUCUUCACUGGCGCGGACUCAAUGAAUGCUGAUCUGAAGGUGUCUUUGUGGAUGAUCAUCGCGACCAUACCAAAGGCUGCGGUCUCCUGUGCCCAGUCCAUGCUCUUGGCCUGCAUGAAUGAGCUGGUGCCGGCCAAUAAGAAGCAACUCUUUGUAUUCUCCGUUGUCACUUGGGCACGUGUGUGGCUCCUCUCGGCACCGUUCUUCAACGUACUUAAGAAGAUCGAUACGGCACUGUCCCUCACCUCCUACUGCGUCUUCAGCAUACUCGGAGGCAUCUGUACCUGCCUGCUCCUAACACCUCGGACCAGCACAGUUCCUGUUGUGCCCCAGUUGGAGCAGCAGGACAAGAAGGAGCAAUCGCCAUUGAAUGCGCCAGUCUGGACGAUAGAGUCCGAUGUGCAUAAUACACGCUUAUAAGUAUCAGGAUCGGUUGCAAGAUUUUAAAAGUAGCUAAUAAAACUCAAUUCUCUGUGAUUUGCACAAUCUUAACAAA
Drosophila innubila is the source of this 2246-nucleotide messenger RNA. Its product is annotated as solute carrier family 22 member 13. Gene Ontology annotation, biological process: transmembrane transport. Bases 410 to 2170 code for a protein of 586 amino acids. The transcript is spliced from 5 exons. Gene Ontology annotation, molecular function: transmembrane transporter activity. NCBI's taxonomy places the organism in Eukaryota, Metazoa, Arthropoda, Insecta, Diptera, Drosophilidae. The record is from RefSeq and is a predicted model, not a curated record.